This is a messenger RNA of Salpingoeca rosetta, 876 nucleotides long. RefSeq lists its product as uncharacterized. The record is from RefSeq and is a predicted model, not a curated record. The coding region runs from base 1 to 876 and encodes 291 amino acids. The transcript is spliced from 3 exons. Lineage: Eukaryota; Choanoflagellata; Craspedida; Salpingoecidae.
AUGGGGGACGACGAGAGCACAAAGCCGCUGGAGUAUCGCAACGCACACCGCUUGCCCGUGUACACCGUCGUUUCUUCAUCGGCAACCACCAGCAUGCCCAUCAACCUCCAAAUGCUUCGCAGCGGCUUUCAAUUUGAGCCUGAUGUGAGCCGGUUGGGUACGGGAGAGGUGCAGCGACGGCCACGAACAACAUCGGAACGGCUGCGUGACUUUCAUGAGAUGACGCUGCAGGCCGUGGCACAGGCCUCCUCCCGCCCUCGCGCAAACUCAACGCACACAUGCGCAGCUCCCUCCGCCGUGCAGCAAAAACAACUGCAGCAGAAGCAGGAGGAACAGCAUCGCCACCAUCAGCAGCGGCAUUAUCACCACCACCAGGAGCAGAAGGAGCAGCAGCAGCAGCAGCAGCAGCAGCGCUUCUUUGCAUCAAACGGCAGCGCCGACAUGGCCGCCAGCCGGCCAGUGCCAACAGCCACAGCGGCAAUGCAUGCGCUCAACCUGCGCAGCACUGUCUCCUGCUCCACCCCUUUCCCCUCCUCGUCGUCGUCGGCACUCACCGCCACCACCGCUGCUGCCACCAGCACCUCCGGUAUCGGGCGUGUACCUAAGACGAGCAGCACCCUGGAAGGCAGCGUGCUUGUGCGCGACCCGGCUGGCCUGCACCUGCCCCCGACCAUUGUGAACCACGCGUUCCUGCGCUCGGGUGCGCAGUUUACGGAACCGCAGCUCGAGGUGGCGCGCAACAGCAGCAUCCUCGGCGUCAGCAACGACAAUGCUGCCGCCGGCGACCAGAACGAGAUGCACCUGCACCGCUCCCGCAACAGGCGCCUGGAAGAGUUUUAUGAGCGGAUGCAACAGCAGCACGCCAAGCCCGCCUGA